GUCUAGUCUAGCGGUAACUGCAGCAUUUGUAAACAAAAAGUGAAAGAUCUUUGAAAAUGUAAAAUAUUUUGCCUUUUUGGGUUGAACAGAAUGUCGAGAGUUGUACAAGCAGCUAAUAACCGUGCUGUCAUCGCGUUCAGGCACAGUUAACAACAUACACUCAAAGAACAUGGACACGCCUAUCACUGGCCUCUGGUCGGAGCUACAGAGGGAAAAUAAACUUCCCAAGGGUGCUUUAUCGGUGAACUGUGAGCCGGAACUGCAGGAGCUAAUGAAGCAGAUUGACAAACUGGUGGCUGGGAAAAAACGCGAGUGGGAGCGUGAACGGGAGGGGCUGGCCUCCCGACUGAAUGUUCGGGAACAGGAGAACCAGAUGCAGAAAACCACACUGGAACAGAAACAUAAAGAGAUUGGUCAGUUGCGUGUACAGCUCGACUCAUCAGAGAACAAACAGCGUGACCUUGUCAGCCAGUAUGAGAAUCAACUGUCCUCACUCCGGGCGGAGGUCCAGAACCUGAAGCGAGAGUAUGAGCGUCUCCACAAGCGUUACUCCAAGCACAAGCGUGAGUCAGAGAAAGAGCGGGAAAAGUCGACGGUCGAACUACAGGGCGGCAUGCAGGAGGUCCAUAAGCUCAAUAAGAAGGUUGAGGAGUACCGUCAGCGGUCUCGUGACUGGGAGAUUGACCGUCGGUCACUUCAGAAGCAAGUGGAGAACUUGGAGGCCCAGAGGAAGGCUAUUGCCGACAAAUGUGAAUUUGUACAGACACAGUUUGACGAGUUAGAAACCCACAGAGCGUCUUUGAUUGAUAAGUGCAGUCUGGUCCAGCAACAAGCACAGACGUACCAGUCCCAGUUAGACCGGCGGAGAGAAAUUCUCGACAGCACAGAGUUUAGUUUGAACUCACAAAUUGCACAGCUCGAAGCUAAACUUAACACCACUGCAGAGUCUCUGAAAAUACAGAACUCCAAGGUUGACAAGCUGAAAGGUUCUCUGGAAGAGGCGAUGGACUCGCACAAGAAGGCCAUGGACGACAAUGAACGCCUCCUCAAUGACCUCAAGAAGGCAAACGCUCAGUGCAGGAAGCUUGAAGACUUGAAUGCUGAGCUGCAGGGGGAGUUGCGGGCUCGUGACGACUUCCUGCAGAUGUCAGAAGAAGACAGCCGGCAACAUGAGAAUAAUAUUGCUGUCCUUAACAAACAGAUACAGAAAAAAGAUGACAUCAUCAAGAGCCUGAGUGACACGCGGUGCCAGACAGAGGAUGAGACGAUCACAACACUGCGGAAAACUGUGGACGAGGUCCAGGACCAAGCCAGGUUGAGUAAGCGUAAUGAAGACCUUCUGGGUCAGGAGAACAGACAGCUGCAGCAGGAACUGGGCAUUAAGAGAGAUGACUGCGAAAACAUGGAGAGAAAACUGCAUCAAAAGAGAAUUGUCCGAGACAUCAAAGACGUGAAACAGGAUGUGGCCAGACUAGAGGAGGAAGUGGCCACAGUGAAGUUACAGCUGUCGGCCGCCGAGGAGAAACUGUCGUCUAUCAACGUCCACCAUGAGGCGGAGCUGAUAACCAUCAAGGAACAACUAUCCAAGGUGAGCAAUGAGCUGGAAUCAAGCAGCACCAACCUGGGUGAUGUUGGAGCCCGGGCUCGAGAUCUGGAGGAGCAGGUGACAGACGGGCGAGGCGAGAUCAAGAAGAGGGAUGCAGAACUCAAGGUAGCAAAUGCCCAGAUCGAGGCAUUACGGCUUGAGAACCGUCACCUACGCCAGACCAUCAUCCAGCAAACUCAGGUGAAUCUCGACCAUACAGAGACAGAGACCCAGCUACGUGAGAUGCAGCAGACCUACCAGGCACAGAUCAAAUCACUAGAGAAAGAUAAUGUGAGCCUGCGUGAUGAGCUGGGUGUAAUGCGUCAAGAGGUGACGGCUCUGGAAGACCGCUUUGACCAUCAACUCCAGCGUACCAUACAUGAGGCAGAGAUGUCACACACUGAGGAACUCUCAAGGGAGCAAAGACACCUGCAGGACCUUGAAGAGGAUGCGGACCGCCGUGUGUCCAUGUUACAGGACCGCCUCGACUCCACAAUAAAUCGGUACGAGGAGCAGCUAACGUUGCUACGGAGACAGAAAGCGAGGGUGGAGGACGACCUCGACCGGGAAAGACGAGCAGGCUCGUCGUUUCGCCAGGGUGAUAUUGUGAUAGAGGAGGGGGAAGAAGGUGUGAUAUAUGUCAAUGACGACAUGUCCCUUGCCGACACCGACAGCGGAAAUGAGAUGAAUUUUGGGAUUCCGGCAUCAGAGAAGUUUCUCAAUGAAGAGGCAGCCCGAACACGCCAGCUAGAGAGCAUCAUAGACUGCCAUAUACAGACACUGAAAUCUUCCUCUGACAUGGCCAUCAAGAAACACAAGAGAUAAUCCACGCCUGAGAAGGGGGUGGGGAUAAUCCCAGCAGAGAGAUGGAGAUAAGAGAUAAUCCAAGUCUGAACAAAGGAAAUAAACCCAGCAGGAAGAUGGGAUGAGGAUUAUACACUGCUAAAAACAGACACUGAACUCAUCUUCUAACAAGAUCAGAGGCGGGAGAUGGUGUUUGUUGUGGAAAAUAUGGCAUAUAGUUGAGAAACUCCUAGCAGGUUGUAGGGGCUUUUGGGGGUAGUUAUGGACAUUCUGUGAUAGUUGUGAAUAUAUGUGUACAUACAUACCUACAAUCAAGACUUUCAAGUGACUAGUUUACUGGUAACAUUGUAAUGUUACACUAAAUAUAUGAUGUUGUUCUCAUACAAUAUAUAUGUGACCUAUCCACGUAGUCCUUAAAGGGUCUGUCUCACAGAUUGGCACCAAAAAAAGUUUUUUUCUGUAACGAAUCUCAGGACAAUUAUCUAAUAAAAUGUGUUACGCUUUGAUAUCAUAAUUGUAAAAAAAGGUAUGAAAAUGUAAAAAAACAAAAUUGUGUCAGAGACCAGGUUCGAACCUGCGUCGCCAAAAUUAAACUCCAGUGUCUUACCUACUGAGCUAAUAAGGCUUACUCAGUUCAGGUGACAUAAUUAAGCCAUAAACCUAUCUCGGUAAUAUCACCGACUAGCCAAUCACGCAUAAGGAAUGAAUUCUACCUGGUAGACAUACCCAGUAACUUUUUUUUAAUGGAAAAAUACGAAAUAACUGCUGAACUUUGAUAAAUUGUAAACUAUGUGGUACUUCAGUAAGUAAUUUUCAAUGCAUUGUACACAUCAAUGCCAAGUUUAUGUCAUUUUUCGACAAUUUUCUUUUUUCCGCUACUUUAUCAUCUGUGAGACAGCCCCUUUAUGAAUUGUUUGAACCAUGUGAUAAAAUUGUGUACCGGUAUCUAGACAAAAACUGGUGUGUACAACCAUAAGCAUAGGUAUCAUUAUUUAACAUAGAAGAACAGGGAGGGUGUCGUCCAUGGAAUAAGAAUAAUUAGCUGAACAUUCUGUGGUGUGAUUGUGAUCACUGUGUUAUGAAAACAUAGAGAACACUGUCGCUUUAGUAAUUGAACUCUGUACUUGAUCAGCUGCUUGUUGUACACACAAUCAGGUAAAGAUCUAAACAAUCUCAUAUUGAUAAAUAAUGCAGGAUUGUUUGAUUAUUUAACUUUUUCCAUUGGUUAAAUAUCUAUUUGUUAACUUAUGAAUGCUACCAAUGUUUUAUACUACAUAUUGCAUUCGUAAGUUAACAAAUGUAUAUGACAUAAUAUAUACACAAAGAACAUAAGGUUGGGUCAGUCAAAAUUGAAUAUUAUGACUACUUUGAAAAUGCAUUUGCAUACUGAUUGAGAUUAUGAAUCAUACAUUUAAUUACAUUGAUAGUAAAUGUUUUCAUUUAUUGACUGCCAUGUUAAAUUCUUGCCAUAUAAUCGCCGUUCAUAUUUUCUCAAACUAUUGAUAAUUUGUCAUUUUAAUAGUCUUGAUACAUUUCAUGAGAUGGAAAAUAAUUUAUAUUUUUAUCCAUUGUAUCAAAUUAACAAUUCGGAGUGAUAUUUAUGCUCCCAUAUAAACUAAUGUGAUGUUUUCUAGAGUUGUCUCAGAUGGCAGUAGAGAAUUUCGGCAUAAUAUACAUCAACAAGGUUAAAAUACAUAUUUAAGGAAAUAUAGAUAUCUAUACAACACAUACUAUAUAAUUAUAUCAAAUAUAAAUAUAUUAAAGCUGCACUCUCACAGAUUGAACCUUUUGACAGCUUUUUUAUGCCCCCACAAAGUGGCGGCAUAUAGGGUUGCCCUUGUCCGUACGUACGUCUGUCUGUCUGUCUGUCUGUACGUACGUACGUCCCGAAGAUUGUUUCCGAUCUAAUUCUUGAAAACCGUUUGUCCAAUCCUCACCAAACUUUAAACACAUGUUUGUGACCAUAAUAUCUUGAUCAAGUUCGAUAGUCAUGGAAAUCGCUCUAGUCAUUUAGGAGUUACGGCCCUUUUUUGCCAAAAAUACUUCAAAAAUAUAUGUUUCCAAUCUAAUUCUUGAAAACUGUUUGUCCAAUCCUCACCAAACUUUAAACACAUGUUUGUGACCAUAAUAUCUUGAUCAAGUUCGAUAGUCAUGGAAAUCGCUUUAGUCAUUUAGGAGUUAUGGCCCUUUUUUGCCAAAAAUACUUCAAAAAUAUAUGUUUCCAAUCUAAUUCUUGAAAAGUAUGUGUCCAAUGUGGAUCCAACAAGUUUUUUCCUGCCUGAAUGGCGCCAUAUAACCUAUACAGUCUUGCGAUGCUGUAAAACCCAACUCAACUCAACUUAUCCUAUAUGUGCAGAUUAUCCUGAAUAAUCAUUAUGGCUUAUUUUCUGUGACAAAAAAUCAAAGUGGGGGCAUCCGUGUCCUAUGGACACAUUUCUAGUUAUUUUUUGUUUUGGAACGAGCCAGUUUUUGCGAAAAUGCAUGGAAACCAGUUAUAUAAGCCUGCUGACAAAAAAAUAGAUCACAGAUUUUUAUAUUUAAGUGCAAAAAUUGAUGUUUUAUGCAUUUUCUUAAACCGUCAGUAACAGUUUAAGCCAUAAAACAUUACGGUAUAUCUGUGAGAGUGCAGCUUUAACAAUACUUUUUUUGUUAUAUAUCACAUACAGCGAACCUGGUAAGCUUGAACUCCAAGGGACUGGCGAAAAUACCUCGAGCCUUGAGGAGUUUGAGCCAAGCGGGAAUGAUUCUAUUCAGUUUAAAGAAAUCGGUCCUUUAGAUCCAGUUAGAGCCAAGGAAAAAAUUGAACCAAGCGAGUUCGAGCCACGGGGUUCGACUGUUUUGACAAGUGCAUUUCUGUUGAAAUUGUUCAAUGAGAAAGUUAGCAAUAGCAAAUCUAACAAAAGGUUUCAAAUAUGGUUAGGAAGUUUAAUCUCCCUUCAUGUAAUGGCAUCAUCUAUCCAGAUGCAUUUAUUUAUUAUUAUUAUUUAUUAUAUGAUGCAGUCGUAUUUAUUUUGUUAUGACUUGUUUGUAAGCAAUUUUAAAGAGUUUAUUAACAUAGUCAGAUAUUUAACUUCUUGUGUUAGUUUGUGUUCCUUUCAUAUUGUACAUGUAUGUAUUUAAUGUAUUGUGCCAAAUUGUUUAUAUAAUCAAAAGACAUGUUUCAGGGAUAUUAUACUCAUACGGGCCAUCUUGCCAAUAUUAAGCGUACUACGAAUUAUCAAAAGAUCAAGAAAUUCAAUGAAAAACGAUAUUUGAAUUUCAACUUGAAAAUAUGAAUGAACAGGCUGGAGCUUUCCAGUCUAACUCUUUGCUUUGAAAUGUAUCUCUAAGUAUCUGGUAAUAAAGGUUUUAGAAUUGAUUGUAUGAUACAUUCAUUGGUAAGAUCGCCCCAUACUUAGUACUUUAGCUUCUAGAAAUGUAGCUUUUAAAGUAGUCCUUGUACUAGACAGUGGCAUUAUUUAUCAGCAUUUUAUUUGGUAUAUAAUGAUUUAAGGUUGACAAUAAUGCUAUUCAUAGAUUGAAAAAAAUGAUUUCUUGAAUGAACACCUUGUUGUUGUAAUAAGAUUUCUUACCUAAUGUUGAAUCAUUUCUGUUGAUGUACAUGUACUAGAUAGUUAGAGUAUUUAUCAGCAUAGUACAUAUUAAUUUAAAUAUGUGAACAUUUGCAAUUUACCAGUAUUGAUCUGAAAAAGAUUGCUGGAGUGAAUAUUCUUUUGUUUUUAUGAAGAGUUUUUUACUUUAAGGUUUAUCUUGUAAUCAAAUUGGAACAUAGUCCAAAUAUAUAUUAUCCAGACAUACUUUUGUGGCACUUUUUCUUCUUACAUUAUUCAGAUUUGAAUACUUCAUUAUCAUUUUAUGCGAGUUCAUGGAUUUUCUUUUUACUUUCAAAAGAUCUAUUAUAACACUAUUUCUUGAAUGCUGAGCACGGCAUGUUGUGAUUUUCAGGAUUCUGUACACACAAUUGUCCAGAUGUUUGGUCUGGUCAAAAUGGUCACUUUUCUGUCAUAUAUAACAUACCUUUGAUUGCAUGGAGUCAUGCCUUACAUUAAUUCAUUGAUAACUUCUCAGUAAGUUGACCUAUAGUGCAUGAAAAUAGGAAGUCUAUUGCUUUCAUGAAAUGUUAUGAAAUAAUCAUGAUGAGCAUGCAUUAAAAAUAUAUGAUGCAAGUUUUGAUGUUUAUCCUUAGUUUGUAUUGUAUUGGUCUCCCAUUGCACCAGUGCUUGCAUUAAUAACUGUAUUUUCCCCAUUCUAUUUAAAGAUUUGAAAGCUUUCAAACUACGUCCGCUAAAUUCUUAAACCAUACUAGUGCUACUAGUGCAUUCCAUCUUGUUUCAGUGAGAAUCUCGAGUUGUUUUGACAUGUACAUUAUGUUUUUGUUUUAAUUUUAUUUGCAAUGCUGAAUAAAUCAUGUGAAGAAAAUGCA
Messenger RNA from Mya arenaria, 6812 nucleotides. RefSeq names its product centrosomal protein of 63 kDa-like. The transcript has 20 exons. Gene Ontology annotation, biological process: de novo centriole assembly involved in multi-ciliated epithelial cell differentiation; centriole replication. Bases 170 to 2410 code for a protein of 746 amino acids. The record is from RefSeq and is a predicted model, not a curated record. Lineage: Eukaryota; Metazoa; Mollusca; Bivalvia; Myida; Myidae. Gene Ontology annotation, cellular component: centriole.